Messenger RNA from Chaetomium strumarium, 2017 nucleotides. RefSeq lists its product as uncharacterized. The transcript is spliced from 2 exons. Lineage: Eukaryota; Fungi; Ascomycota; Sordariomycetes; Sordariales; Chaetomiaceae. The record is from RefSeq and is a predicted model, not a curated record. Bases 340 to 1977 code for a protein of 545 amino acids.
AUCGGAAUAACGACGUGAGCAAAGCUCGCUCUUGCGUAUGUUUUCGCUGGGAGGUAAAGGGUGGCCGUGCACCUGACUUGCUGUUGGCCGAUUUCUGGCCCGCUGUGAAGCCAGGGCCGGCUCGAGGUGACGCAGACGCUCCGCGCUUGCAGCCUCAGGCAACGGAAACCCCGAACGUCGUCCCGUCUUUGGCAUACGAAGAAAGUUAACGCUUGCGGGUUUCUGAUUCCGUUCCGGCCUUGUGGUCGAGAGGAGCCGACAACCGGAGUCGUGGAACGUUACAGAUACCGCGGAUAGCGGUCGCAGCCGUGUUUGUAGAUUGCUGUCUUUGAUGGAAGUAUGGUUACCGUAUCCCAGACAGCGACGAUGUUGACGUCACCCGCGUACAUGUGGGAAGGUGCGCUGCCGGCCAAAUCAGAGGCACGCCGCGAUGAUAGGUUCCGGGCAGAAGGGGGAGAGCAUUACCUCUCUGAUGGGCCUCCGCUGGCAUCUCGGAACGGGAGUUUAAGCAUGCGUGGCGCCGCCAAUUUGGGACCUUACUCGCCAGGAAGCAACAGCCAUGAGGAGUUGGACUCUGAAGCGAAAGCAAACGGCGUCGGCCCUACUCGCCUACCGCAACACGAUCACAAGGAUCCGGAACCACGAAGUGUUAAGGACUAUGCGAACCCCGAAAACUCUCUGGACCCGCAAACCGGCACCAACGGAGAGCGGUCUGAGGAGACGCGCAAGAAAGGUCCGGGUGGCCCGCAGUCGGAGUCGGACAGCGAUGACUCGAAGUGGAUUCAUCGAGACAAGCUGGCCAAAAUAGAGAGCGAGGAGUUGCAGGCUGCAGGAAUUGUUCUCCCGCGCCAAAGGGACAGGGCAAGGUCCAAGAGUCAGAACAGGCCGAGGCGGGAUCAGAGCCAGGACAAGGUCAACGGGUCAGGCAGAUCGAUUGGGGGCUCUGAGCAGGCGGUCUCGAGAUCGAGGAAAAACUCAGCCGCUACCUCGGUCGAAACCAAAACUCUGGACUCGGCAGCGGUUCCUAGUUGGGAUCUGAGGCGGCCCGAGGAGAUCCUUGAAGAAAUCGAUGGGCACUGGGUUUCGAACGGCAACGGGAAAGGUUCGUCCCGAAUACCCGUGGCAAAGGCCAGCCCCGUCCCAAUACCAACCGAGCAUCUUGCGCGGGACACGCGUCUGCCCAGAAAACGGGAUGGCAGCCCUGGUGCGGAAGACAAUAUAAGCUACCCGAAGACGCGUUCAAGGAGCGGCAGCACAGGCAAUGCGCUUGUGAAGCCAGCGGCCACGACCCCGGCAUCGCAACCGAAUAAACGACCCGAUUCCUCUCCGAAAAAGCCUGGAACGACGGCGACGGCAAGGAAACCAAAGCCUGCCAACGGUGCCGCAGGCCGUCCGAAGACGCGAGGCGGGGUAAGCAAGGAUUCAACCAGCAGCGGAACACGGCCAUCAACGAGGUCUGGUGAACGCGAGUUCUCCAGCAGCAACUGCAAACCAAUGGAAGGCGAGCCUCCAUGGAUGGUCUCGGCUUACCGCCCGGAUCCGCGGUUACCUCCUGACCAGCAGCUGCUACCGACAGUGGCCAAGCGGCUGCAGCAGGAGAAGUGGGAGCGGGAAGGAAAGUUUGGGAGCGUUUACGACAAGGAGUUUAGGCCGCUCACCGACGAGGGCUUCCUACGACCCCCCGAAUCCAACAACGCUCCGGACAAAGAGACGGACGGAGACGCCGAGAAGGAUGAGCAGAAAGAGGAUCAGAGGGACUGGCCGCUGAAGGGGGAGCCCAAGAGCCCAACGUUCCCCACGAGGACGAAUUCAUACUCUACCAUGCCCAAAAUUACUGACACGCCAGUCGCCAACCCUCUGCCGAGUCCAAGGGCGCCAUCACGGCAAACCCAGCAAGCACCAACGGUUCGCGUACCGGAACCGCCCGAGGAGACGCAGGAAAAGAAAGGGGGCUGCGGCUGCUGUAUCGUGAUGUGAUCUUGGCUGGUCCCUUUCAACGACAAGGCGCCCUCGCGAA